Molecule: messenger RNA, 1643 nt
Organism: Nothobranchius furzeri (turquoise killifish)
Lineage: Eukaryota; Metazoa; Chordata; Actinopteri; Cyprinodontiformes; Nothobranchiidae
Gene: wbp4
Product: WW domain binding protein 4
Biological process (GO): mRNA splicing, via spliceosome
Cellular component (GO): precatalytic spliceosome; nucleus
Molecular function (GO): zinc ion binding; protein binding; RNA binding
Source: RefSeq, a predicted model, not a curated record
UGGCGACGAAAAGUGACAUCAUCAGUAAGGGACACUGUUGUCAGUCUUGCUAUGCGGGGACCGGUUUGAUAUUAAAUUUGACUUGUUGUAACCUUUUCCCCUUCUAAUUUUGACUGCGUAACUUUAAAAUGGCUGAUUACUGGAAGUCACAACCAAGGAAAUUCUGCCAAUACUGCAAGUGCUGGAUAGCGGAUAACAAGCCCAGCGUCGAGUUCCACGAAAGAGGAAAGAAUCACAAAGAAAAUGUGGCUGCCAAGAUUGCAGAGAUCAAGAAGAAGAGCAUUGCAAAGGCAAAGCAGGAGAAGCGCAUGUCCAAAGAGUUUGCAGCGAUGGAGGAAGCAGCGCAGAAAGCCUACGAGGAGGAUGUGAAGAGGAUGGAAAGAGAAUCUCAAGGAAAGAGUUCACCUGUACGAACAACCCCGCAGCCACAACUUCAAGUGAGAAUUCAGCCUCAAGUGAGAAUUCAGCCUCAAGGAAAAAGUCAACCUAAUAAACAGCAGAAGCAGCGAGGGAAAGCGAGCAGGAAGACCAGAGCUCCAAUACGAACACAGGUUUGGGUUGAAGGCCUGACAGACGACGGACACCCGUACUACUACAACACCACAACAGGAGAGUCUCGGUGGGAAAAACCUACAGAUUUCCAGAGUGAAGCUUCAACUUCUGCUCCAUUUGAACAGCCAGAGGUAAAAUAUUUGACUAUUUGUGAAGCUUUUCAUUGUGUUCUGUCAUUUUCACCAAUGUUGCUUUUUGUUCUGAAGAGUUCUUCAGGUUCUGCUUGGAUGGAAGCCGUCAGUCCUGAUGGCUACACGUAUUACUACAACUCGGAGACAGGAGAGUCCAGCUGGGAGAAGCCAGCAGAUUUACCUUCUGAUGAGGCGUCUGGAGCCAACAAAGAGGAGGAGAGCCAAGAGGAGCCAGGCGCUCCUGAGCCGGAGCCGCUUUCUGGAGGAGAGGAGAGCUCCGGCGGAGUGCCUCAGGAGGAACAAGCCCCGGAGCAAACCAGUCAGAACCCUCAAGUCACAAAAAUCUGCUUCAGGAAAAGAAAAUUUGAAGACGGGCCCUCGGAAAAACAGGGAGAAGAGGAUAAACUUGGUGAUGAUGCUCCAAAGGAGGAAGAGAAAGAGACAAAAAUGGAGGAAGAAGUCCAGAAAACGGUAGCCGAACCAGAGAAGACGGAGGAAAAAGUGACACAGGUGCAGCUAAAAAUAAGAAAACCAAGACCCGCCAAUCCGUACGGAGUAUGGGAAAAGAUCAAACAGGAAGUGGAUCCAUAUUCAAAAGUGGACCUACAGCUGCCGCAGGUGGAGGAGACCCCAGCUCCGCAGGAACUACCGCCGGAACCGAAGCCCAAGUUUAAGGAACGAGUCAUCACCUCGCUCGGGGAGGAGAGCGGACCAGCGUCGUUUAGGAGAAACAAAACUCAGAACGGCAAAUCCAGAAGCCUCAGACAGAGAGACGACGACAACUGAGCCGUAAAAACAAAUAAACUCUUUCUGAUGCCUUUUCACUAACUUUCUGAUCUACGUAACAUUUUUCUAUGUCCAGGUCUGUUUAUUGAACUAGUUGUAAAUAAAGUUGCGGGACAUUUUUGUGCAAAGAAUUAUUAAAAAUUUGAGCUCAAUAAACGGCUGUGCUGAAACUGA